Molecule: messenger RNA, 772 nt
Organism: Sclerotinia trifoliorum
Lineage: Eukaryota; Fungi; Ascomycota; Leotiomycetes; Helotiales; Sclerotiniaceae
Source: the annotation of a GenBank genome assembly
AUGAAAGACCAUACACAAUACAUAUUCACUUCAAACAAUCUUCUAUACUUUCUCCCAAGUCAACUUACAAUCACCGUCCUUACCGUUUGUGACCCAACGUUCAAAACCCCAACACCUGGCUGAUCUUUAAACAGAACUUUACUUUUCUUCAAAAUGUACGCAUUCAAAACAUUAUCAUUGGCAUUCCUCCUCCUGGUAGCCAACGUUCAAGCCGGGAAGAUUACAUACACAUGUUACAACAAGACCGGUGGAAUCAAGAAAGACGGGCUUCUUGAACAAAAAGCCGGCGGAACCAUCCCAGAUGAUCAGGUCCAAGUCGUUGAAGAUGGUAUGAAAGAAUGGUCCAAUGGCAAAUACGCAGCCUCGGUAAACAAACGCACCAAGAUUCUUAUAGUCAAGUGUGUCGAAAAGGUCGAGAAUAAGAACCUCGCUACCGCGGCCAUCAAUGAGCAAGAACAACUUGUUAACAAACACAUCAAGAAAACUAAGCGGUAUGAAUCCGAAGCUAGGUCUUUUUCUUUUGAUGACAUACUGACUUCAGUAGUGAUGAUGGAGAUGAUUUGGAGGAUGAAGAUGAAGAUGAUAUCAGAUAUCUAUUCUAAAAUGAUGUUGACCACAGGAAAUAUACAACAGCUGGUUGUAUGGGAGCAUGGAGCAGUUAUCAUGGCUUUUAGUCGUUGCAUGGAGUUCUCCACUGGAGUUUCAGCUCGGCCGACUACUGCGGGAUUAUCUAGGCUAGACAUUGAAGCAUUUAUAUUUGAAAUCUUCAAAC